AGAGGCAGUAGACAUUACGGUCACAGACAUAACCAAAGGUCUCAGUCUCUAAACCGCGGUCAAGCACUUUCUCAAGCAGACGUUAGCGGUAUGUGGUGACAGCGGGGAGCCUCAGGAGGUCAGGCUGGAUGUGCUAGCUGCGCCAUGGGAAAUAAAUUGAGUUGUUCAUGUGCGCCGCUUAUGCGCAAAGCUUACCGAUACGAGGAUUCUCCAUGGCAGACUUCUCGUCGACGGGACGGCCAUCUCCUGAGUUCAUUCAGGUUGUGGGCUGAGGUAUUCCAUGUAUCUGCAAGCGGUGCUGGUACCGUUAAAUGGCAACAAGUAUCUGAAGAUUUGGUUCCUGUUAAUAUUACCUGUAUACAAGAUUCACCGGAAUGUGUAUUUCAUAUAACAGCAUAUAAUAGUCAGGUUGAUAAAAUACUUGAUGUUCGACUUGUCCAACCCGGUACACGUAUUGGACAAGCUUCGGAAUGUUUUGUAUAUUGGAAAGAUCCAAUGACAAAUGAUACAUGGGGAUUAAAUUUUACAUCCCCAAUUGAUGCAAAACAAUUUAGAGAAUGUUGUUCGCCUUCUUUCAAAUUUUCACGAAAGGCCUCAUCAAGUUAUUCAUUGAAAUUGGAUCCACCUGGUAAAGGUAAAAUAAAAGCAAAAAGAAAGCCACUUAGUACACCGGCUAGCCCAUCAAGAGCACGUGAACCACAAUGCACAUGUAUGACAGCUGAACAAUACGCACGGCUAAGGGCACAGGAUCCACGUUACAGAGGUUCUUCAACAUUACCAAGGACAACAAGUAGAGCUACAGAUACAGAUGGACAAAAAGUAGCAACAGCUACAUCCAGCACAUCAUUAUAUGAUAAUGUUGCUGGUAGUACUCAGCCAAUGCAAUCAACUGGACAAGGAGAUACACUAUCACGGCAAACGAAAUCUCAAGAAACAAAUACAAUGACAGCAACAUCACAAAUAAGCGGUGUUGGAGCACAAAAUCAUGUUGGAUCACAAAUUGGUCAAGAUGAAAUGGCAAAUCAAAUACGGUCUGAAGAAACUUCAAAAUCUGAAGCUGUACAAGCAGGUGGUACACUUCAACAAACACAAAUAUCAACAACGAAAACAACUGGAACUGGUACACGCACAAAAGAUUACAACGAUGAAAUGACACGCGAUAUUCAUGACAUGCAUCACAAUAUAAUUAAUAAUAAUACAAGACGUAAAACAAAAAGUACCGAAAAUAUGGCAAUUGAUGGCAGUGGUAUUAAUAUAAUGACAAGCGGUGGUACUAUGAAACGUGUAUUAAAAGCAAUGCCAAGCGCUGAAAGUCCAGUAACAUCACCAGAAAUGGGUAGACGUCGUUAUAAUUAUUAUAAUGCUAAUUCAAAUACUGGAAAUAAUAUAAAUAAUAUACAAGGUACACCAUAUUUACAUGCACAUGGUGUACAUCAUAUUAUGAAUAAUAAUAAUACAUUAGGAAGGUCAUCAAAUCAAACAUCAAGAUUUUCAGGAUCAAGAUCUUCACAUGAAAUUGGUAGAGGAUAUCCACAACAACGUAAUUUAUAUUUGGAAUUAGAACGUGAACGUGGUUGUAUUGAAGGAUCACCACCAUCUGAUAAUGUAAUGUUUGAUAAUCAAUGUUAUGCAACAACACCAAGCUCAAGUAAUGGUAAUUCUGAUCAGGAUCAAUCAUAUGGACAAAAAGGUAGUGGUGGCGGUGGUCCCGGUGUAGGAAGUGGUGGUACAGGUGGUGGUGGUGGUGGUUCUGGUCCUGGUGGUGGAGGAGGUGGUAGUGGUGGACGUCAUUCACAUUCACAUCAUGGUAAUCAACCGAAUGUAACACCAACACCUGGUAGUCCAACAUCAAGACUAUUAUUGGAAUAUGAAAUGCAUUUACGUAAUACAUUAGCUAAAGGAAUGGAUGCUGAAUCAUACAGUUUACAUACAUUUGAAGCUUUAUUAUCACAAAGCAUGGAAAAUUUAGAAUUAGCUGAAAGCUUGCCAGGAUCAACUCAACGUAGUCCCUAUCCAAUGCGAAGACCUAAUAAAUCAUCAACAUUACCAUUACCACCACAUCGACCAAUAGCUGGACGUGAUAGAGAUCGUGAUCGUGAUGGUUAUUAUAGUGAUCGUAAUGAAUUAAGUCGUGAACGUGAACGUGAAAGAGAACGUGAUCGUGGCUAUUUAAGUGAUCACAAUUCAAGUUUUACAAAUUCACGUUGUGCAUCAUGUAUUGGUGAAUCAGCUCGUGCUCAAUGGUUCCGUCAUUCAGAUGGUUGGCGUUCUGGUAGUUCAACACUUGGUUCCGGUUCUGGUCAAGGUUUAGUACCAUCACAAUCAUCAAAUACUGGUGGGGGUGGUGGUGGUGGUGGUCAUAAACGUUCACCAUGGGAUUCAUUACCAUCAUUAAGACAAGAUAGUAGCUUAAAUGAUUCUGGUUAUAAAAGUGCUCGUGCUGAUUCCCUUGAACAAAGGGCUGAAUUUGUUCGUCAAGAUAGUUUACGUUCAGAUUAUUUGAGUGAUCGUGAAACACGUUAUGGUAUUGUUCAGCAAGCAUCAAUUGAUAGCACUGAUUCAAGAUUAUGCUAUUUAACAUCAUCAGAGAUUUCUGUUUAAAAAUUACCAACUUUCUUCAAUCACACUUUUUUGAUGUUGCGAUGUCUCUAAAAUUUUAAUAUUAACAACGGCGAUUACACCUCUACAAUAACAAUAAUAAUAAUAAUAAUAAUAUCAAAAAAUUUUUAUUUCUUUUUCAAAAUUCAUUUUUAAAAAAAAUUUUUUGAAAAACAAAAUUUAAAUUCAAAUAUAAUAAUAAUAUUGUGA
Condylostylus longicornis is the source of this 2808-nucleotide messenger RNA. RefSeq names its product protein still life, isoform SIF type 1. The transcript has 14 exons. Bases 145 to 2601 code for a protein of 818 amino acids. NCBI's taxonomy places the organism in Eukaryota, Metazoa, Arthropoda, Insecta, Diptera, Dolichopodidae. The record is from RefSeq and is a predicted model, not a curated record. Gene Ontology annotation, biological process: positive regulation of axonogenesis; small GTPase-mediated signal transduction; activation of GTPase activity. Gene Ontology annotation, cellular component: membrane; synapse. Gene Ontology annotation, molecular function: guanyl-nucleotide exchange factor activity.